ACACUUCCUACUUCCGCAAACACCGCUCCCUCCGUGCAGCAGCUCCUGUCGGUUUAUCGCUUCAUCGAUGCGGCAGUUCGCUGCCUCCUGGUUCCUGGCCCCGGUUCAAACCCUCCCCAGUGCGGACAUUUAUGACUGAUUGAUCGGCGUCAUGACGGCCAACAGCCGCUGUUCCGCCGCGGAGCCUCCGGGCCUGGAGACCCAGCGGCGAGAGGUCGAGUCUCUGCUGCGGGAGUGUGAGCUCUGUGCUGGGGACAGUUGGUACCUGGUGGAGCAUCGCUGGUUCCAGCAGUGGAAGGAGUUUGUGGAGACUGGAGACCAGAACUCGUCGUCCUUCCCCGGUCAGAUCGACAACACGGAGCUAUUCGAGGAUCUGGACUCGUACCACGUGAAGGAGCGCCUGGUGGAGAAUGAGGACUUUGUGCUGGUGCCGGCUGAGGCCUGGCACAAGCUGCUGGUCUGGUACGGCAUGGUGGUCGGGCAGCCGCCGCUGGAACGCAAGGUGGUGGACCUGCCCAGCACUCUGAAGGUGGAAGUUUACCCCGUUGAGAUCUUUCUCUGCCUCCAUAGCAACAUGGACAACGUCAUCACGGCACAGUUCAGCCGCGCCGACAACAUACAGUCGAUUCAGCGGGCGAUGUGUCAGGUGUUCUCGGUGCCGCCCGGCUCAGAGUGUCGUCUGUGGAUGAAGAGUUCAGACAGCAGCUGUGAGCGUCUCAGGAACUUGCACGUGAGCGUGCUGGACGCCUGCUUGAGCUCAGGCAUGACGGUGAUCAUGGAGACGAGGAAUGCUGACGGCACCUGGCCGAGCUCCAGGCCUCAAAUCAUGAGGAACUCUGUGGAGGACCAGGACUCGUACCGAGGACAGUCUGGAGUCUGCGGCCUCACCAACCUGGGAAACACCUGCUUCAUGAACUCUGCUCUACAGUGUCUGAGUAACACGCCUCCUCUGACCGAGUACUUCCUGCAGAGCUCCUACCUGGAGGAGCUGAACUUUACGAACCCUCUGGGGAUGAAGGGGGAGAUCGCGGAGGCCUACGCUGACGUCAUCAAACAGAUGUGGUCGGGGAGACAUUACUCGGUGGUGCCACGAGUCUUCAAGACAAAGGUGGGUCACUUUGCGUCUCAGUUCCUCGGGUACCAGCAGCACGACAGUCAGGAGCUUCUGUCCUUCCUGCUGGACGGACUCCACGAAGACCUGAACCGAGUCAAGAACAAAGAGUACAUUGAGCUGCGGGACGCUGAGGGACGCCCGGACCAGGAAGUGGCCGAGGAGGCGUGGCGGAACCACCGCCGGCGGAACGACUCGGUGAUCGUGGACACAUUCCACGGCCUCUUCAAGUCCACACUCGUCUGUCCAGAGUGCCUCAAGGUCUCUGUGACCUUUGACCCCUUCUGCUACCUGAGCGUCCCACUUCCUGUCAGCAAGGAGCGCGUCAUGGAGGUCUUCUACGUGUCUCUGGACCCCUACGCUAAGCCUGUCCAGCAUCGUGUUGUGGUUCCUAAAGCAGGGAAAGUGUCCGACCUCUGCUCGGCUCUGUCAGAGAUGACCGACGUUCCUCCCUCACAGAUGGUGGUAGCGGAUGUUUUCAACCAUCAUUUCUUUAAGAUCUACAACUCAGAUGAGUCUCUGAGCUGCAUCCUCGACCGAGACGACAUCUUUGUGUACGAGCUCAGCGUGCAGGAGGAGCAGCAGGAGGAGCAGGUGCUCCUCGCUCUCUACCUCAGGGAGCGCUCCCACUACAGAGACUACGGCUCCGGCAGCAGCUCGUACGGCACCUCGCUGUUCGGUCACCCGCUGCUGCUCGGUGUACCGCGCAGCAGCUGCAGCCAGGAGGCGCUCUACAACCUGUUCCUGCAGAGACUGGCGCGCUAUGUGCGUUGUCCCGACCCUUCUGAGGAGUUGGAGGAAGAGGAGGAAGACGACGAUGAAGAGGACUUGUACAAGACUCAGACCAACGGCAUCAGUGACGAUGAGCAGCAGGAGGAAGCCGAGCGAGUCGAACCGUCUCAGACUCAACUCUCUGAAGACGCCACAGCAAACAGCCAAUCAGACGCCACCGCCACCGUGGACCCCCCCCCUGAGCUCAACCACACGCAGCCCCCCCAGGACCACAGCGGCCAGGAGGCCCCCAACGGGUCCGGCCUCCAGACGGAGCUCCUCCCCCCCGCCGCCGGCACCAGUGAGGAGAGUCUCUGUGGAAACCAGAGCAGGACCGACGCCACCUCAGAGUCACCGGCAGAGCAAACACCACAGCCCGGGGAGGAGGAGAGAGAGGAGGACAAGCAGGAGGAGGCGUGUUCUCCCAGCCCGCUGACCAAUGAACAGUCCACCAAGAGGAGGGCGUGUCCUAAGAGGAGGAAGAGUCUGUUCAUCAUCCAGGCGGUGAACUCCAACGGGACGACCGAGAGAGGGAGUGGAGAGGGAGGGAGCGCCGUGUCCUUCAGCUCUCAGCCUUACGUGGCGAUCGACUGGGACCCCGACAUGAAGAAGAGAUUCUACAAUGAAAACGAAGCUGAGAAGUACGACAAACACUCCAGCAUGGAGGUUCCUCAGCAGCAGACCACGGUGCAGCUGCAGGAGUGUAUCGAGCUGUUCACCACCGUGGAGACACUGGAGGAGGAGAACCCAUGGUACUGUCCGGUGUGUAAGAAACACCAGCUGGCCACAAAGAAGCUCGACCUCUGGUCUCUGCCGGAGGUUCUCAUCAUUCACCUCAAGAGAUUCUCAUACACCAAGUUCACCAGAGAGAAGCUCGACAGCAUCGUGGACUUUCCCCUCAGGGACCUGGACUUCUCCGGCUGCCUCCUGAGGAAAAAGCUGUCCAAUGGGGAGCCUCCGAGCUGCUAUGACCUCAUCGCGGUGUCCAAUCACUACGGAGGACUCAGAGAUGGGCAUUACACCAGCUACGCGGUGAACAAGGACAACGGGCAGUGGUACUACUUUGACGACAGCAAGGUGACGUACGCCCGGGAGCCUCAGAUCGUGACCAACGCUGCCUACGUCUUGUUUUACCACCGGCAAGAUAAGAUCAGAAAACCCACUCUGCCGCCUCCCAACACAAGCCCCGCCUCCUCCACUCCCCAGCCCGCCAACGAAACCAUCACUUCCUGUAAGGACGACGGCGCCGAGCCGGGCGCCUCCUCCUACGUCACGAUGGAAACAGACUAAACACAAGAUUUAGUUUUCUACUUUCUGGUUAUUAGUUUUGUUUUGAUCAGAUCAGUCGGCCUCUUGUUUUCUAUUUCACCGUUUUCUCUUUCAUCGAAACUUGAACUUGAUUUGACUCUGACCUGAUUACCUUUAAUCCACAUUAAAUAUCAGUUGGCUCAUUAUUAUUAUAAUUAUAUUAAUUCAACAAAGAAAAUAACUUCAAUCCAAUAGUCAUUUAAUUAUAAAGUAAUAUUUGAUUUUAUUAAAAGGCUUUUAAAUGUCAAGGUUCAGUUUUACACUUGUAAAGUAUUAAACUUCCACAAAUACCAGACACUAAAUUUAACAAUUUAGUUCAUUCAAUAUUUAUUGAUCAGAGACGGAUUCGUUGACUUUUUAGUGAAAUAAUUUCUCCAAUUUUAACACGUAGUUUCCAUUUCAUCGUUAGAUAUCUUCAAAUGAACGUCUCAGUCGCAGAGUAGAGACGGUUCAACUGAAUUCAAUAGAAACCAUUACAGCAGAGUGAUGGAUUAUGGGUAAUCAGCACUGUUUAUAAUAGAUUUGAUACAAAGCUGCCAGGGAUAAUAAGUCUCUUUGUAUAUUAAGACAGUUUCUUUCCUUUAUUUAUUUUUAAUUGACUAAAUUCAGCUGUAACAGGACUAGUUUGAUUUUUCCUCAAUUGAUUUUAUCGAUCGACUGGUGCAGGACAUUAAGAUGCUUAUUUUUUUGUAUUUAUAGAUAAGAAUUUGUAUCCAGACAGAAUAACAGGUUGAGUUUUCUUCUCCGGUCUGAGCAGAGACGCAGGUGAAGUUUUCUCUGUCGUCACUGAGUCUUCAUUUCUCUGAACCUGCUGUGUACAGUAUUUUUGUAUUGUAAGAAAUGUAUUAUUAUCAUUCCUGGUGGAGCAGGAGGGAAACUUGGGGCGAUCUUUCUUUGGUCAAUUAUGAGAUGAAAAUAUUUUAUUGUACUUGAUUGUUUUGAUAUGAAUAAAAGGGUUAUUAUCACAAU
Pleuronectes platessa (European plaice) is the source of this 4159-nucleotide messenger RNA. It is a transcript of the gene usp11, whose product is annotated as ubiquitin specific peptidase 11. NCBI's taxonomy places the organism in Eukaryota, Metazoa, Chordata, Actinopteri, Pleuronectiformes, Pleuronectidae. The record is from RefSeq and is a predicted model, not a curated record. The transcript is spliced from 21 exons. Gene Ontology annotation, biological process: protein deubiquitination. The coding region runs from base 152 to 3172 and encodes 1006 amino acids. Gene Ontology annotation, molecular function: cysteine-type deubiquitinase activity.